Molecule: messenger RNA, 2534 nt
Organism: Carassius carassius (crucian carp)
Lineage: Eukaryota; Metazoa; Chordata; Actinopteri; Cypriniformes; Cyprinidae
Gene: wwtr1
Product: WW domain containing transcription regulator 1
Exons: 7
Coding region: 303-1478 (391 amino acids)
Biological process (GO): hippo signaling; positive regulation of transcription by RNA polymerase II
Cellular component (GO): nucleus; cytoplasm
Molecular function (GO): transcription coactivator activity; protein binding; transcription corepressor activity
Source: RefSeq, a predicted model, not a curated record
GAGAGAGAAAAGCUCGAGUUUACAAACUUUCCAUCGGGACACAAACUCUGUCAGCGUUACGGAGGAAUAACUCUCCAAACUCUCAAUGCGGGACAACAUCAGAUACACUUUUAUAGCUUCAUGACAACUUUUUAAAGACUUUUUAUUAAGUAGACCGAAACUACUUUUUCCAAAGAGAAAAGAAAAAAAAAAGAAGGAAAAAACAGGCCCAGCCAAAAAAACUUCCUACAGUUUCCCGGAUUCUUUUUAAUCGAGUAUUUUCAUACUCAUUUCGGGGUUUGCGCAUUUUUAUAUCAAACAAAAUGAGCAGUAACCCUCUCCAGCCGUUACCGGGCCAGCAGGUGAUCCAUGUCGCCAAAGACCUCGACACGGAUCUGGAGGCACUGUUUAACUCGGUGAUGAACCCCAAGCCCAGCAGCUCCUGGAGGAACAAGCAUCUGCCCGAGUCGUUUUUCAGAGAGCCGGACUCGGGCUCGCACUCCCGGCAGUCGAGCACGGACUCCGGCAGCCUCCCUCCGCGCUGCCCGGUGGCGCACGUCCGCUCGCACUCGUCCCCGGCGUCGCUGCAGCUGCCCGCGGCCGCGCUUGGCGCUCCGAGCCCCGGGAGACACCACUCUCACACCCGCCACCAGUCCUUCGAUGUGGCCGAGGAGCUGCCGCUGCCGCCCGGCUGGGAGAUGGCGUACACCCCCAGCGGACAGAAGUACUUCCUCAAUCACGUUGAGAAGAUCACUACUUGGCAUGACCCCAGGAAGACCAUGACACCCUCAAUAAACCAGAUGGGUCUGCACAAUCAAGCCUCCAACAACGGCAACAUACAGCAGCGCUCCAUGGCCCUCUCUCAACCCAACCUCGUGCUGAGCCAGCAGGCCCAUCAGCAGCAGCAGCAGCACCUCCAGCAGCAGGUCCAGGUCCAGGUCCAGGUCCAGGGUCCCCAGCAGCAGAGCCCUCAGCCCAUGAUGAACAUGAGCGCCCAGCAGCACCAGCACCAGCAGAAGAUGAGGCUCCAGCGCAUCCAGAUGGAGCGAGAACGCAUCCAGAGGAGACAGGAGGAGCUCCUCAGACAGGAGGUGGCGCUCCGGCAGCUGCCCAUGGACUCUGAUAAUAUGGCAGCAAACAUCAGCUCUCCACCAAUGACGCAGGGCAACAUGCCCAACAACAGCUCAGACCCCUUCCUCAACAGCGGGCCGUAUCACUCGCGGGAGCAGAGCACAGACAGCGGGCUGGGACUGGGCUGCUACAGCAUCCCCACCACUCCGGAGGACUUCCUCAACAGCAUGGAGGAGAUGGACACAGGUGAGAGCAUGGUGCCGGUCAGUAUGAGUGUCCCAGCGCAGAGCCGUUUCCCAGACUUCCUGGACUCCAUGCCUGGCACCAACGUGGACCUGGGCACCCUGGAGGGAGCCGACCUCAUGCCCAUCCUCAACGAUGUGGAGUCGGUUCUGAACAAGAGCGAGCCCUUCCUCACCUGGCUCUAGACUCACUCACACCACACUAAAGACUCUUUUAUAUAAAUACAUAUAUUAUAUUAUAUAUUCGAUCAGCCUCUUCCUCCGGUUUUAGGUGUAAGAUUUGUUCCCUCACUUCACCACGAGUCGAAGAACAAUACCAAAGUGUUUAGCCUGCGAACAAACGAGCGAGCGCGCAUCAGUCGAAGCGUAGUGGAGGAAGACAAGUGUGUUUGUUUAGUAGACUUGGUUCUGACUGUUUGUGUUCAGAAUGAUCACGUUGAUAGCAGAAACAGCUGAAUAGUGUUUUGAUCUUGUUUAACAGGCACGCUUGUGUGUUUAACCCAGAAUUAGAGCUAGUCAAGCUUUACCGACAGGUUCGGUGAGUCUCACCGAACCUGUCAACAACGUAUGCAAGCUUAUUUCCGCCAUGGAAUUAAAUGAUCAAAAGGUAGUCGCGACUUUAUUCACAAUUUAGACUUUUUCUUGCAAUUGUAAAUUUGUGUCUCGCAAUUCUGCAUGUGGUCAGGUAUCUGAAAGUGUAAGUGAGAUUUCAGAGAAAACCACGCCAAAAUAUGAGAUUUAAACACCCAAUUGUUAUAAAUAAAAGAUUGCAUUGUUUACAAAAUACAAACUCACAAUAUUGAUGUUUUUCUCAGAACUGAGAGUUUUCUUCGUAAUUUGGAAUUUUUCUUAGAACGGCACGUUUUCUCGUUAUGUUGACUUUCUCAGAAUUUUCGAAUUUACUUCUCAGAAUGCUGAUGUUUUUCUCAGAAUUGUGAGUUCACUUUUGACGAUUCUUAUUUUUUGUUCUUAGAAUCGUUUUUAAUUCUCGUAUUUUGGACUUCUAUCAGAAUUGUGGGUUUAUAACUCGCGAUUUCAAGAUAUAAACUUCCAAGAAAAAAAGUCAAAACCAAAUAUAUAUAUUUGGAUCAAUGACAACAAAUAAAUUCCUAAAGAAAAUGAAGCCAGUUUUUAUAGGACCAUUGGGAUAUUUUGAAUAUUAAUAAAGCACAUUAAAUAGCACAUUAAAACACUAAUGCGAAUCAAGACGGAGAAUAAGAAUUAAGAACAAACUCAAAAACA